GGAACACAGCCCUGGAGCCGGGGCUCGGCGUGACCUAAGAUGGCUGCGCCCUGCGCGUUCGAGCCCUGGCUGGAGGGGCGCCUGGAGGCCCUGGGUCUUGACGGGGACGUCUACGGGGGAUACAUCCGAGGCGUCUUGAGGGAAGCCGAGUGCGACGCCGAGCGGCUGGAAGGGCUGACGGGGGCGCUGGCGGCGGGGGAACCGGAUGAAGAUGUUCUUCAAGAUGUUUGCAGGGAAAUAAUUGAAAAGUGGUCAGAGGCCCAAAAUGCUCUGGCUGCUGAGAAAAAAGAAGAUGAGGUGCAAGCCAUUGCCAGCAUCAUUGAAAAGCAGGCACAGAUUGUGGUGAAGCCAAAGGAGGUUUCCAAGGAAGACACACUGCAGAAGGCUGCCCUCUUGGCACAAUAUGCCAAUGUGACUGAUGAGGAAGAUGAAUUAGAUGCUCAAGAUGAUCCUGGAGCAGCGGCAGUGCUUGUCAGCUCUGAAAAAACUUUGUUCAAAAACACCAACCUAGAAGACUUGGUGAAUGCCCGGAAAUUAGAAAGGGAGCACCAGCGGGAUGAGUCACAGCGUAAGAAAGAACAAGAUAAACUCCAGCGGGAGAAGGACAAAUUGACAAAGCAAGAGCGCAAGGAGAAAGAGAAGAAGAGGACACAAAAAGGCGAGAGAAAGCGGUAGCCAGGGAGUGUAGCUGGACCCUUCUCCUCCCUCAUCUAAGAUAUGGCACAGCAUGCAGACACACAGAUUGCUCAGCAGAAGGAAUCUUUUUUUUUUAAUCCUUCAGCAGUAUGACAUAGACAAGGAUUGGGGGAGAGCAUGAAGGGUGAAUCCUCUUUACCGUUCCCCUGAAAGAAAACAGUGCUGUACCCUUUUAUUGUCCAAAUAUUGGACUGAGUAAUUGUGGCCAACCUCUGUAACCAAAGAACUGUGUGGUAGUUCUUUUCCCUCCCACCUUCCCUACUUUUUUUGACACUUUCUACCUUUAUUAACCACUUAAGGGGAAGUUGUCAUAUGUCUGAGUAUAUAAAUUCUACCCAAAGGUUGCUUUUGGUUGGAGAUGUUGUUAGAGAAAAAUAUGGUUUCUCAUAUAUGCAAGGUACAGGAAGGAAGCACCCUUUGACAAAGCUUAUGAAGAUGAACUAAGUGCACCACACACUUCACCUUCCACAGCUAAAAUUGACCCCAGAGUUACUGCUGCUUGUUGGGAUUGGCCUAAUGCAUCUCUGUGUACUCUCUGCAAGGCUGUGUUGUUGCCAUUUAAGUAAAGUUCUGUGAAUUUAA
Anolis sagrei ordinatus is the source of this 1278-nucleotide messenger RNA. NCBI's taxonomy places the organism in Eukaryota, Metazoa, Chordata, Lepidosauria, Squamata, Anolidae. The record is from RefSeq and is a predicted model, not a curated record.